This is a messenger RNA of Thalassophryne amazonica, 7198 nucleotides long. Its product is annotated as voltage-dependent T-type calcium channel subunit alpha-1I-like. The record is from RefSeq and is a predicted model, not a curated record. NCBI's taxonomy places the organism in Eukaryota, Metazoa, Chordata, Actinopteri, Batrachoidiformes, Batrachoididae. The transcript has 35 exons. Gene Ontology annotation, cellular component: plasma membrane; voltage-gated calcium channel complex; neuron projection. The coding region runs from base 358 to 6987 and encodes 2209 amino acids. Gene Ontology annotation, biological process: sodium ion transmembrane transport; neuronal action potential; membrane depolarization during action potential. Gene Ontology annotation, molecular function: low voltage-gated calcium channel activity; voltage-gated sodium channel activity.
UGCGCCUGUCUCCGGCUGGCUUUUUACGCAGCUCUCCGUGGCGCACCUCCGGCACCUGACGCGGCACAGCGCGUCCAGCUGCGGCGGAGACAGCAGCCGCCUUCCUCGUCACAUUAAGUUCCCCCCGUUUGUUAAAACUUUGCACGACGUCCUCUCUCGUUUUUUGCCAUCUUCUUUGCCCAACCUGCCGCACGGACUGAGUUUGGAUUUCGGCAGCAGGGAGGAGGCGGAGGAGAGGCGGGCUGCUCGCAGAUGGAGCACCGGGGCUCCCGGAGCUCAGGGCGCACGGCGGACCCGGAGUGAGUGAGUCUGGUGGAUGGACGCUGCAACACGGUUCAGCCUGCUCUCUGUGCGGCCAUGACGAGCACCCAGGAGCCGGAGAGAGGCCUGGGGAAGGAGGAGGGGGACGAGAAGGUGCACAUGUCAGUUCGAGGAGAGGAGAGGGCGCAGGAAGGCGAAGAAGAGGAGGAGGAGGAGGAGGAGGAGGAAAAAGAGGAGCUGCCGUACCCCUCUCUUGCACCAGUGGUUCUUCUGGCACUCACCCAAACCAGCCCACCUCGCUCCUGGUGCCUCCGAGCCGUCUGCCACCCAUGGUUUGAGCGCGUGAGCAUUUUGGCAAUCCUGCUGAACUGUGUGACCCUGGGGAUGUUCCAACCUUGUGGCCACACCCACUUCCUGCUGCAGGCUCUGGAUGAUGGGAUCUUUGUGUUUUUCGCCGGGGAGAUGCUGGUCAAGAUGGUGGCUCUUGGGGUCAUAGGUCACAGCGGUUACCUAGGCGACACAUGGAACAGAUUGGACUUCUUCAUAGUGAUCGUGGGAAUGCUGGAAUACUCACUUGAUGGACACAAUGUCAGCCUGUCGGCUAUCCGGACUGUCCGUGUUCUUCGCCCACUCCGAGCCAUCAACCGCGUUCCCAGUAUGCGUAUCCUGGUGACUCUCCUCCUCGACACGCUCCCCAUGCUGGGCAACGUGCUGGCGCUGUGCUUCUUUGUCUUCUUCAUCUUUGGCAUUGUUGGCGUGCAGUUGUGGGCGGGGCUGCUGAGGAACCGCUGUUUCAUGGGCGAGGAUGUCAAGACGAAAUAUAACAUUUCCUUCCUAAGUGGUUAUUAUCGGCCAGAUGGCACAGAUGAUCACCCCUUCAUCUGCUCAACAGAAAGAGAAAACGGGAUGCUCCGGUGCUCUGAUGUGCCCCGUCGUCGUGUAGGUGGUACUUCCUGCUUACUGGGGGAUGAGGAGGCCCGGUCGGAAGUGGAACUUCAAGUCAAUGGAUCGGUUUCAUGUGUCAACUGGAAUCAGUAUUACAACGAAUGUCGAGCCGGAGAACUAAACCCCCACAAAGGCGCUAUUAACUUUGAUAACAUUGGUUAUGCAUGGAUUGCCAUUUUUCAGGUAAUCACUCUAGAAGGUUGGGUCGACAUUAUGUACUAUGUCAUGGAUGCACAUUCCUUCUAUAACUUUAUCUACUUUAUCUUCCUCAUCAUAGUGGGUUCCUUCUUCAUGAUCAACUUGUGUCUGGUCGUCAUCGCAACUCAGUUUUCAGAAACCAAGCAGAGAGAGCACGCCUUAAUGAAAUCGGAGCAACGUGCCCGCCAGGUCCACCAAUCAGCUUCAACACUGGCCAGCGAUAGCCAACCAGGAAGCUGUUACGAAGAGAUAAUCCGUUACGUGGCACACCUGGGCCGUAAGGCAUGGCGACGGCUUUCCCGCUGCUAUGCAGAGGUGUGUGCACACUGUCGCUGUACAUGUGUGUGCCAGAAAGACUCAAGCGGGGGGUCUGCUAGAGGCGGCAGAGCUGGAGAGAUGAACGGACUUGCUCACCGGCACUCAGGCCACGCCCAAAAUGACAUCUCACACCUUCAUCAGCUUUAUCAACAUUGUCACCACCAUCAUCAUCAUCGUCAUCACCAGCAGGAGCCUCGUUGUGAUCCUGCUGUCAGUAAUGAUGGGAACACUUUUAAUUAUCCCGUCAUUUCACCAUUUCUAAGCCACCUGGAGGAACAAGGUCAGGAUGAGAUGAAGCUCGUUGCCACAGAGACCAUCAGCAGACUGCCACAGCUGGUGCUGGAACACGGUGGCUGCAGUGGACAAGCUGUUUUACCGUUGCCAGGAGAACCGGCCGGAGAUUCCUCAGCAUGUCCGUAUUGCAUCUACAACAACCAACUCAGUGACGGUGAAAAUGUUAAUGAGCUGCCAGACGACCAGCAAACUGGGUAUAGCAACUCCUGCCAUAGCAACAGCCCUUGUCAUAGUAACAGGCCGUGCCACUGUAAGAAACAAUGUCAUGGUGAAGCACAAGCAUCAGAGAAAAGUCUGUGCGAGCGCUGCUGGGCGGGACUCAGAGCCAAACUGGAACUUAUUGUCGGCAGCAGGUACUUCAACAGAGGAAUCAUGAUUGCCAUCCUAAUCAACACCCUCUCAAUGGGCAUAGAGUACCAUGAACAGCCGCAGGAGCUGACUGACAUUUUGGAGAUCAGUAACAUGGUGUUCACAAGUCUCUUCAGUCUGGAGAUGCUCCUGAAACUGCUGGCUCUCGGGCUUUUUGGCUACAUUAAGAACCCCUACAAUGGCUUCGACAGCAUCAUAGUCAUCAUCAGCGUGUGGGAGAUUGUGGGUGAGGCUGAGGGAGGGUUGUCGGUGCUGCGCACCUUCCGGCUGCUGAGAGUACUGAAGCUGGUCCGGUUCCUGCCAGCCCUGAGGAGGCAGCUGGUGGUGCUGAUGAAGACCAUGGACAAUGUGGCCACCUUCUGCAUGUUACUGAUGCUCUUCAUAUUCAUAUUCAGUAUCUUGGGUAUGCAUCUGUUUGGCUGUAAAUUUGGUUUGCGACAAGACAGCGGGGAAACUCUGUCUGACAGAAAAAACUUUGACUCUCUGCUCUGGGCGACUGUCACUGUGUUCCAGAUUCUAACCCAGGAGGACUGGAACUCUGUGCUCUAUAACGGUAUGGCGUCUACCACGCCGCUGGCUGCCCUGUACUUUGUGGCUCUGAUGACCUUUGGCAACUAUGUCCUUUUUAACUUGCUGGUGGCCAUUUUGGUUGAAGGCUUUCAAGCUGAGGGCGAUGCCAGCAGGUCUGACGGAGAUGAGGAGAGGCAGUCUCUCAGCUAUGAGGAAGAGGAGAAGUUGAGAGAUCUGUACGCUGCAGAGCUCAAGAUCCAGGCAAUGAUAUCGAGCCCCAACGGGCUGCUGAACCCGAAAGCCUCCAUGCCCCACCCUCCUUCGCUGCCUCCUCUUCAUCCUCCUCCUCCGCCACCACCGCCACCGCCACUCAUCACACACACUGCAGCCACUCCCGUCAUAAACCCUAGCCAAUCACGUCGGGCUAGCGGUGCUUCAGUGGACAUCGGCAGUCCUGAACAGAGGACACCGUCUCUAUGGGAUGGCAGUCCAGAAAGCCGACGUUCCAGCUGGACCAGCUUCAGUCGAGCCUCCAGCCUGCAAAAAAAGAGCCAGUCAGGGGAGCUGGAGUCCCUGCUCUCAGACACCCACACCGGCUCUAACCUCAGCAGCAGGGAGCAGUCUCUGGACCAGCCAGAGUACUUGCAGGUGCCCAUGCUCUUCCCGCCAGACUGCAACGGCACCUUUCACCUUCCUGAAUACUGCUACGAUGAUGCUCCCCUGACGACACACUGCCACAGUGAUCAGGAAGAGGAAGACCUUGAGCAGAGUUUAUGUAAAAAGCUGAAAAAGCUGCUGGAGCCAUAUGAACCUCAGUGGUGCCUGGAGCAUGAAGAGUGGUCCCUGUAUCUGUUUGCACCAGAAAACCAGUUUAGGCUGUGGUGUCAGAAGGUCAUAAGUCAUAAGAUGUUUGAUCACACUGUCCUCCUCUUCAUCUUCUUGAACUGCAUCACCAUCGCACUGGAACGGCCUGACAUACAACCACACAGCAUGGAGCGAGUCUUCCUCAGUGUUUCCAAUUACAUCUUCACUGUGAUCUUUGUGGGUGAAAUGAUGGUUAAGGUGGUUGCUAUGGGCCUGUAUUUUGGGAACAGCGUGUACCUGCAGAGCAGUUGGAAUGUCUUAGACGGAGUGCUGGUGUUUGUGUCACUUUUGGACAUUGUAGUGUCUAUCGCAUCGGCAGGCGGAAACCGCAUCCUAGGCAUCCUCCGCGUCCUUCGCCUCCUGCGUACGCUGAGACCACUCCGGGUGAUAAGUCGCGCUCCCGGUUUGAAACUGGUGGUGGAGACACUGAUCACAUCUCUCAGACCGAUCGGGAAUAUUGUCCUCAUCUGCUGUGCCUUUUUCAUAGUAUUUGGAAUACUGGGAGUACAGCUGUUUAAAGGGAAGUUCUUCCACUGCGAUGGGCGCUAUGUGAGAAACAUCACCAAUAAAACGCAGUGUCUAGAGAUGGGAUAUCGCUGGGUUCGACGGAAAUAUAACUUUGACAACCUAGGGCAGGCGCUGAUGUCGCUGUUUGUACUGUCAUGUAAAGACGGCUGGGUUAGCAUUAUGUAUGAUGGCCUGGAUGCUGUCGCCGUGGACCAGCAGCCAAUACGAAACAACAACCCCUGGAUGCUGCUGUUCUUCGUCUCUUUCCUUCUCAUCGUCAGUUUCUUUGUGCUCAACAUGUUUGUGGGUGUGGUGGUUGAAAACUUCCACAAGUGUCGCCAGCAGCAGGAGGAGGAGGAGGCCCGGCUGAGGGAGGAGAAACGGCAGAGACGCUUAGAGAAGAGGAGGAGGAGAGCCCAGGAGAAGCCAUACUACUCCGACUACUCCCCAUGGCGCCGAUCCAUCCACACUGUGUGCACCAGCCACUACCUGGAUCUCUUCAUCACCAUCAUUAUCUUCACAAACCUCCUCACCAUGAGCAUGGAGCACUACAACCAGCCCCAGUAUCUUGAGGAAAUACUGAAGUACUGUAAUUACGUCUUCACCCUGGUUUUUGUCAUCGAGGCCAUUCUCAAGCUUUUCGCUUUCGGCCUGCGCCGCUUUUUCAAAGAGAGAUGGAACCAGCUGGACCUCGCCAUUGUGCUGUUAUCCAUCAUGGGAAUCACACUGGAGGAAAUUGACCUGAAUGCUUCGCUGCCCAUCAACCCAACCAUUAUACGCAUCAUGAGGGUCCUGAGGAUAACACGAGUGCUGAAGCUGCUGAAGAUGGCCACAGGAAUGAGGGCUCUCCUGGAUACGGUGAUGCAAGCGCUGCCUCAAGUGGGGAAUCUGGGUCUGCUCUUCAUGUUGCUGUUCUUCAUCUAUGCAGCUCUGGGAGUUGAACUCUUUGGAAAACUGGAGUGUUCCGAGGAGAACCUGUGUGAGGGUCUUAGCCGCCACGCUACCUUUGACAACUUUGGCAUGGCUUUCCUCACGCUGUUCAGGGUGUCGACUGGAGACAACUGGAAUGGGAUUAUGAAGGACACACUGCGUGAGUGUCGCCCGCAGGACCGUCACUGCCUCUCGUACCUGCCCUUCAUCUCCCCCAUUUACUUUGUCACCUUCGUCCUAACGGCUCAGUUCGUCUUGGUCAAUGUUGUCGUUGCCGUGCUGAUGAAGCACCUGGAGGAGAGCAAUAAGGAGGCGGAGCUGGAUGAGCUAGAGGAGAGGAGAGAGAGGGAGGAGGCCAGCCGGGCUCUCAGUAGCGCAGCGGCGGGUGGAGACCUGGGGCCCAACGCGGAGACACCUGCUCAGAUGCUGGUGGAUGAAGAAGAGCGUCUCCAUGGCAACUUGCUGAGUAUGGGACGCAUGCUGUCUCUCCCUAGCGACAGCUACAUUCAGCCGCUCAGAUGUUCUCCUCUUCCUCCCGUUGGUCAUGACACUUACUCCUGCUACAGCUAUUCAGGCUCUAUGUCAUCGCUGGGCUCCAGUGGGGGCAGUUCAUUGCUGCAGGUUCCAGGCGCGCUGCCCACAAUCAGCCAUGCAUCACUGGGGUCCGGACGUAGCUACAGGCCCAUGAUCUGCCUCAACACCUCUCAGAGCAUAGACAGGCACAUCUCGCCUAGACUUAGUCCAGCAGACAGUAUAGACGGAUGCAGGUUCAGUCCAGUCCAUCGAAAAAACAGACACAGACUGAACUCAGCCCACAGUAUAGACGGGUACAGGUUCAGUCCGACACAGCGCUUAAACAGACACAGACUCAGCUCUGCUCAAAGUGUGGAUGGAUACAGACUCCAUUCAGACCACCACACAGACAGGCCUCAGCUCCGGUCCUGCCACAGUAUAGACAGACAUCCCUCGCUUAGACUGAGCACUGCUGACAGUACCAGCAGACAAUCUUCUACUCGCUGGCUCAGCCCUCAAGACAGCUUAAACAGAAACAAGCUAAGCCCCUCCUACGUUCCAGAGAGUUCAGUCACCCAGAGACCAGGAUCCUUCCGCGGUGCUAGCAGACAACUGCGGAGACAGGAGGCUGUGCGCUGUGAUUCUCUGGAUCACAGCGGCUCAAAUGAAGAUGUGAGGGAGCCCCACCUCGUCGUGGCCUCCGCCACCGCCUCCUCGCCCCCACGGCAGCGAUCGUGCAGUGUGCACACACUGAAAUACACGCAACCGCGGAGGGUGAUCUCGUGCAAAAGUCACAGCCGAAGUUUCAGUGAAGCCACCGGACAUGAGGACGUAUCUGAGCGAGCUGUGUGUGGCGCGCACUCAGAAACUGAUUGUGAGAAGAGGCCCGUGAGACUGCAGACUCUGUCCGCCGGUGCUGAAGCCAACGCGGCAAGCCCCGAACCCUGCUCUGACCCUCAUCCCAACCCAGACGAUGCAGAUGAGGAAGUCAGCCGCAUUAGCACUUACUCACAAACACAAUCUCCCGCCAGCUCCUCACACAAAAGCAGACACCUUACUCCCAGCCCAGGUGAGCACAGGAGCCGUCUCAGCCAAUCGGUGUCUCCCGUUUCAGACAGGAACAGGAAGCAACGGAUGAGCCCGCCCCCGGAGGAGGAGCCACUUACCGUGGCAACUCAUCUAACGGACAACAGUGUUGAUCUGAGGAGGCGGACCCUGUCAUGUGAUGCAACAACACUCACUCCCCAUCAGCCAGAGGGCAGCUCCGUGGACGAGUAACAAACACAGGGAUUGGUUAUUCUUUCUUUCUAGGGGAGGAGUUGAAUGUGCUACGAAAGCGCAAACAAGGAGUGAGAGAUACAAUCACUGCUCCCCGUUUCAGGCCCCGCCUUCACCUGGACCCAACUAAACACAAGAUUACCACAGGGUGUUUCAGACGAACUCUUUCUGUGUGUGUAUGUGUGUGUGUGUGUUUCUCCUUUGUGCUCUU